Molecule: messenger RNA, 348 nt
Organism: Knipowitschia caucasica
Lineage: Eukaryota; Metazoa; Chordata; Actinopteri; Gobiiformes; Gobiidae
Source: the annotation of a GenBank genome assembly
AUGAUUGCGGAGAGUCGUUGUGCUAUUGCUCACCUUGUCCCAGCGACUGUGUACCGCAAGCAAGCGUCGAGCAGACUGGCAGAGCUGGAGCAGGCUUCUGAGGGGAGCGCGGCUUCUCACCGCAAGGAGAUCCUUCACCUGCAGAGGCUGCUGGGAGAAAGACAAGAGGCAGAGGAGAGGCUGCUGCAGUCCAAGCGGGACGUUGAGGAGGAAUUGGAGGUGGUGUGGCAGGUGGCAACUAAAGAAAACCAGCAAAGAAGAGAGCUGUUUGCCAGCUCAAGAACAGCACCUGCAACCUCAGAACGACCAGAACGACCAGAGACAGGACGACCAGAGGCAGGACGCUGA